Ostrea edulis (European flat oyster) is the source of this 2046-nucleotide messenger RNA. RefSeq names its product neuronal acetylcholine receptor subunit alpha-7-like. Gene Ontology annotation, cellular component: membrane; neuron projection; synapse. Lineage: Eukaryota; Metazoa; Mollusca; Bivalvia; Ostreida; Ostreidae. Gene Ontology annotation, biological process: nervous system process; regulation of membrane potential; signal transduction. The record is from RefSeq and is a predicted model, not a curated record. The transcript has a single exon. The coding region runs from base 364 to 1491 and encodes 375 amino acids. Gene Ontology annotation, molecular function: extracellular ligand-gated monoatomic ion channel activity; neurotransmitter receptor activity; transmembrane signaling receptor activity.
AACUGAUGAUAAACUCAUGGUUCGAUAAUUAUGCUUCCAUGCAAAAAAUGUUUGCGUGCGAUCGACAGAGGUUAUUUACGUGAGCAGCUCUUGUCUGUGAAGAUGUUUUAAAAGCCAUCCAUAUACAUUGUACGUCGUCACUGCACAAACAAGCGUGACCAGUGGAAUUUCAAUAGACCAGCGUUUAAUUUUAAACUUCCUUUUGUUGAUAUUGUUCUCGUGGACCUUGUCACUUCUGGUUUUGGGGGGACGUAAAUAAAGAGCGGAAAUGGGUGUUUUGAAAUAGCAACAAGCUUUUGAAUACUAUACAUUGUGAAUUUUCUGUGUCGCACCCAUUUUGUGGAUUACCAGUUAAACAGAAAUAUGGAAGUGUCGUUAUUGGGAUUAAUGUUCGCAACAUUGUGUCUCACAUAUAUUCGACGUUCGGAAGCCUCGAACAGACAGCAGUUAUUUAACGAUGUUAUAUACAAAGUAAAUCCCGACAUAGCCCCAUUUGAAUCUUCCAAAACGACAAUAGCUGUUAUGAUAACGCUAAAUCUGGUGGGCAUAACAGAUAUCAACGAAAAACAGCAAACAAUGUCGGGAUCAUACUGGAUUGCUAUUUCAUGGACAGAUUAUCGUCUGAGAUGGAACCCAGCGUUAUACAACAACAUUACAUCUGUGCACAUGAAAGCCGACAAGAUUUGGUCGCCGAAAUCUAUUUGCAUCUUUAAUGAAAUUGGAAAUGACAAAUGCUUCAACGCAAAGGAGGACCCCGUGACGGUAUACGCCGAAGGAUUUGUUGCGUAUAUGAAAUAUUUGGGGAGUGUCUCCCAAUGUGUAAUAGAUGUCACCAGCUAUCCAUUUGAUUCCCAUGUGUGUUCUCUUUCAUUUGGAAAUAUCAAUUCCUAUAGCGAAUACCUUAACUUUAAUGAGGAAUAUUCCAAUCUUCUUCUCCAGUAUCUACAACCAAAUGAAGUUUGGGACAUUCAGAACACAUCGUUUCGUGUCGACAAAUAUUAUGAUCCCGUGAACAGAAACACACAAGAGCACUUGAAUUUUUAUAUACAUUUACAGAGAAAGUCAUUUUAUGUCGUCAUAUCCGUGCUCUUACCUGUUGUCAUCUUAUCGGUGUUGAAUCUGUGUUGUUUUGUGGUACCAAUCGAUUCUGGGGAGAAAAUGGGAUUCUGUAUGACCAUCUUCUUAACGUUUGCAGUAUUCUUGACAAUGAUUACCGAUUCCAUGCCGAAAUCUUCCGACAAAGUUCCGUAUUUCACGGUGUACUUGAUAACACAACUUGUUAUCAGUGGGUUGAUCGUUGUAUUAGAAGCCAUUGUGCUGUUGUUUCAUUUUCACUUUGCUUCGAGUAGAGACGAGAAAGAAAAUGACGAAAAGUUUUCUGCUAAGAAUACAUGUAAAUUAAAUGGAGUGCAUUUGGAUAUUAUAAUGUUCUUCUUCUGUCUUGUCUGUGAUAUCUUCUCUGUAAUUUUCUUCUUUGUAAAUGUGUUGUGAACACCUCAAUAGUCUACUUUCUUAUUAACCAUUCCGUUCCAAGUUUACAUGUCAUAUACAGAGUAGUUAGCUAUAAGUUGUGCACUAUUCAGUUUAUAGUUUAAAUUAUUUACUGAGUUAUAAGGUGUUGAUAACGUUUACGUGUUUACUGUGUUGUAAAGUAUUGAUUUCCAAGUGUAUAUUUUAGCAUGCCGUAAAUGUGUCGCACACUAUUCACUUCCAAGUUUACACAUGUGUUGUACAGUAUUCAGUUGCAAGUUUACUUGUUGCGCUAAGUUUUAAAUGUGUUGUACGGUAUUCAGUUCCUAGUUUACAUGUUUCACUAAGUUUUAAAUGUGUUGUGCACUACACAGUUCCUGAUUUACAUAUUUUGCCACGCUGUACACGUGUUGUUCACUAUUCAGUUUUACUUUGUUGUAAAUAGUAAAUGUAGAUGGUAGGUAUUUCAUUUCCAGCCAAUCUUUAAAACUGUAAUACAGUGUACUGACUGGAUGCACGUAGAACGAACUGUAUCCAACAGAUAAAACGAAAUAAAGUUUCAAAUCUGAAUUUGCA